GCUUGAUGCAGUGUGACAGCCAAAGUGUUGGGUAGAGUUUCACAUUCUAUAUAUAAGCCUGGUGACUUGUGUCCCUGCUGCUCUGUUUAAAUGCCAGAGUCACACUGUCAAAACACAGAGAGAGGGGCGCAACAAUAUGAUGGACCUUUUUGAGACCAACCCUUAUCUUUUCAAUGAUCUGCGCUAUCUGGAAGAAGGGGAUCAUGGACCACUGCAGCACCUGGACAUGUCCGGGGUGUCUCCUCUGUACAACGGCAACGACAGCCCGCUGUCACCGGGCCAGGAUAAUGUUCCGUCCGAGACCGGGGGGGAGAGCAGCGGGGAGGAGCACGUCCUCGCGCCGCCGGGUCUCCGGGCGCACUGCGACGGCCAGUGCCUCAUGUGGGCCUGCAAGAUCUGCAAGAGGAAGUCGGCGCCCACGGACAGACGCAAGGCCGCCACGCUCAGGGAGAGGAGGAGGCUCAAGAAGAUUAACGAGGCCUUCGACGCGCUGAAGAGGAAGACCGUGGCCAACCCCAACCAGAGGCUACCCAAGGUGGAGAUUUUACGCAGCGCCAUCAGCUACAUAGAGAGGUUACAGGACCUGCUGCAGACGCUGGACGAGCAGGAGAAAAACGGAUCAUGCCACAACUUAAAAGAACAAAGUGUGGCCAGUCAUGAGUACCACUGGAAAAAGUCCUCAGAGAGCUGGCCGACCUCUGCCGACCAUUCCACUGCAGCAAUGACAAACCAGAGAGAAGGAACCAGUGAGUCCUCUGCGUCCACCAGCCUCCUGCGUCUCUCCUCCAUCGUGGACAGCAUCACCACCGAAGACAAAGUCAACUUCAGCGAAGACGUCUCCGAAAACUGAAACAUUAGCGAAGACCUCAACUGGACGACAAAUUUUCAAAUUUCCAUGAUUUAUCCCUAAAUUAUUUCCACUAUAUUCAGCCAUUCUGGCUUCUGUUUGUUAUGCAGCCUUCAUUUGUACAUCAGAAGCAACUAAUUUGUACAUAUUUUAUAAUAAUGUGAUGUUUAGAUUUAUUUAUUUUGUAUUCAGGAGCAGAUAAACUCUUUUGAGAAAGCUGAUAUUGUAUUUAAAUAUUUGUACAUAACUGACCAAGGCGGUAAAUAAAACUUUUGCAAUACUCUGAA
Epinephelus lanceolatus (giant grouper) is the source of this 1134-nucleotide messenger RNA. RefSeq names its product myogenic factor 6 (gene myf6). Gene Ontology annotation, molecular function: RNA polymerase II cis-regulatory region sequence-specific DNA binding; DNA-binding transcription factor activity, RNA polymerase II-specific; protein dimerization activity. Gene Ontology annotation, biological process: regulation of transcription by RNA polymerase II; muscle organ development; skeletal muscle cell differentiation. The record is from RefSeq and is a predicted model, not a curated record. NCBI's taxonomy places the organism in Eukaryota, Metazoa, Chordata, Actinopteri, Perciformes, Serranidae.